AUGGUUCGCCCACUAGGGGAUUUGUGUGGGUGCCACUCACGGGUACUUGGGUCAUGCCAUACUGCUAGCGGAAGCAUGAGCUCAUCAUCUACUAAUGCGACUCGUGGGACCACCAGUCGCGAAACACCACCUCCUAGUGAGACUAACAACAAUAAUGUGAAUGGGCAUAAGAGUGUGGUGACGCUGAUAAAGGAAAAUGUGGUUGUUGUUGUAGCCAUGCGUGGGUGCUACAUGUGCCUUGUUGUGAAGCAUUUGCUACAAGAAUUAGGUCUUAACACCACCCUUUUCGAGGUCGAUGAGGCGGAUAAAGCCUCCAAGUUGGAGGAGCUGUCAGAGAUUGAGGGCGGCGAAGACGGCAACAAUGACGGUCCGAAGGAGUUGCUGGCGGUGUUUGUAGGAGGAAAGUUGUUAGGAGGGGUAACCAAAGUGAUGAAUAUUCAUAUCUCGGGUGAAUUAUUCAUUCUAAUGAGUUUCGGCUAG
Molecule: messenger RNA, 480 nt
Organism: Lycium ferocissimum
Lineage: Eukaryota; Viridiplantae; Streptophyta; Magnoliopsida; Solanales; Solanaceae
Product: glutaredoxin-C9-like
Exons: 1
Coding region: 1-480 (159 amino acids)
Source: RefSeq, a predicted model, not a curated record